This is a messenger RNA of Tarenaya hassleriana, 2210 nucleotides long. RefSeq names its product scarecrow-like protein 1. Gene Ontology annotation, cellular component: nucleus. NCBI's taxonomy places the organism in Eukaryota, Viridiplantae, Streptophyta, Magnoliopsida, Brassicales, Cleomaceae. The transcript has 2 exons. Gene Ontology annotation, biological process: regulation of DNA-templated transcription. Gene Ontology annotation, molecular function: DNA-binding transcription factor activity; sequence-specific DNA binding. The record is from RefSeq and is a predicted model, not a curated record. Bases 283 to 2058 code for a protein of 591 amino acids.
AAAAAGGUUGUCUUUUUAAUCAAAGACCUCAUUGCCCGAGAGAGAGAGAGAACGCGGAUUUAAGAAACCGGGGUGUUGUGUCCUGUUUUGCGUCAACAGUUGGAGAAAGGUCAAACCUUUACGCUCUCUCCCUUUGGCAUUUUCCGACGAUUCAGAGGUUGUAAUCGGAUUUCGAUCUUAUCAAAUCCAUUUGGGCUUCUAAUCUCCCCUGCUCGGUUCGAUUCGUAUGGUGAAACAAGUUCUGGUCUGAGAACGGACUGAUCAAAACUGUUGGAUAAGAUAAUGUCAUUAGUAAGGUCAGCAGAGCCGUCGGCUGCAUCGUACAGGAACCCGAAGCUUUACUCUCUGAAGGAGAACAGUAACAAUGUCGGUUUGUCCUCCUCUCAGGUCUUUGCUUCAGACAGGCCGCCGAACAACAUGUUCUUGGCAGAUUCCUACUCGAGCCAAAGUUACGAGAAGUACUUUCUUGAUUCCCCGACAGAAGAGCUGAUUCAGCCUCUCGGGUCUGGUGCCUCGAUGAGCUCGUAUGGGUCUCCCGAGACAUACCCUUAUCAGACAAGACCGGUUCUCGGAUGCUCCAUGGAAAUUCAGAUGCCCUUUGAUUCAUCCUUUCCAUCUCCGAGAAUGUUCGGAGGCCAUCAAGCAGAGUUCCUGCAGAGUUCAACAGGCAUGGAUGUGGUGGAAUUUGACGAGGAUAAGAUGAGAUCGAAGAUUCAAGAGCUUGAGAGAGUUUUGUUCGAGGAUGACAAUGACGGGAUCAUGGGAAUCGAUCAGUUGAUGGAUAUUGAUAACGAAUGGUCUUACCCGAACGAAAAGGAGCACGAGCAGAAUCAGAACUCGCCGAAAGAAUCCUCAUCUGCAGAUUCCAACUCUAAUCUAAGCAGUGUCAGCAUCAGCAACAAAGAAGUGCUGUCACAGACAUCAUCAGAAACUACUACUCCGAGGCAGAUUCUUCUCCGAUGUGCUCGGGUCCUGUCUGAAGGGAAAUCGGAGGAGGCUUUAUCCAUGAUAAACGAGCUCAGACAGGUGGUCUCGAUCCAAGGAGAUCCCUCGGAGAGAAUUGCAGCUUAUAUGGUGGAAGGCUUAGCUGCAAGAAUGGCUGCUUCUGGUAAAUUUCUCUACAAAGCCCUGAAAUGCAAAGAGCCUCCUUCUGAUGAGAGGCUUGCAGCCAUGCAGGUCCUCUUCGAGGUAUGCCCUUGUUUCAAGUUCGGGUUUUUGGCAGCUAAUGGUGCGAUAAUCGAGGCCCUCGAAGACGAGGAGGAAGUUCACAUAAUAGACUUCGACAUAAAUCAAGGAAACCAAUACAUCACACUGAUUCGGACGAUUGCUGGGUUGCCCGGUAAAACUCCCCGCUUGAGGUUAACUGGAAUCGAUGAUCCCGAAUCGGUCCAACGCACGGUCGGAGGAUUAAGAAUCAUCGGGUUGAGGCUCGAGCAGUUAGCAGAGGAUCUCGGAGUACCUUUCAGGUUUACAGCCGUGCCCUCCAAGACAUCCAUCGUGACUCCAUCAAUGCUCGGUCACAAACCCGGGGAAACCCUGAUCGUAAACUUCGCUUUCCAGCUCCAUCACAUGCCAGAUGAGAGCGUAUCCACGGUUAACGAACGGGACCAGCUUCUUCACAUGGUCAAGAGCUUGAACCCGAAGCUAGUGACAGUCGUUGAACAAGACGUGAACACCAACACCGCCCCAUUCUUCCCGAGGUUCCUCGAGGCUUACGACUACUACUCAGCUGUGUUUGAGUCUCUUGACAUAACCCUCCCGAGGGACAGCCAGGACAGGAUGAACGUAGAGAGGCAGUGUCUUGCCCGAGACAUCGUUAACGUCGUUGCUUGCGAGGGGGAAGAACGGAUAGAGAGAUACGAAGUUGCGGGGAAAUGGAGAGCGAGGAUGAUGAUGGCGGGUUUCGCCUCCAAACCGAUGAGCCUGAGAGUAACAAGCACCAUACAGAGCCUCAUAAAGCAGCAAUACUGUGACAGGUAUAAGCUCAAGGAAGAGAUGGGCGAGCUCCAUUUCAGCUGGGAGGAGAAAAGCUUGAUCGUUGCUUCUGCUUGGAGGUGAUAUAUAUACAGUCUUCUUCUCAGAAGAAAGACAUAGUUGCUGUGAUCAUAAACACUUGCAUUUUGUCGACCUGCCUGAAUGUUUUAGUGUAAUAUAGGGUUCAUGUAACUUGCUUAAACCGUGACCUAAUCUAACUUUUCUCGAACGAUUCU